AUGCUGUUCCUAUUUUUGCUCGCAAUUUUUUUCAAUAUAACAAAUUCGUCGAAAUACACUGAUGAGUUCAUUUUCGAUGUUGAAUUGACGUGCAAUUUGCGAAAUCGAGCUUUUUGGACGUUUUCGGUUCAGUUUUUUGAUCGAGACAGCUUUUUAAACCCUGAUGAUUCAGUUGGCCCGGAAAUACAUCACGCCCAUCGGCCGGGAACGGCGAAGUUCCGAAUCACUGGAUCGCAAACAGAAGACGAGUUUUUCAAUUAUAACUACGAAAUUUAUGCGAAAAUUUUUCACGAUUGCACUGAGAGUCAUCAAAGUGUUCAACUGAUUAUCAAUAUCACCCCAUUAUGCCAACAUUACAGGGAUUGCCACUAUAAGCUUCAAGCAAAUCUGGAGAAUAGUUGGGGAAUCGUAGGACGCCGAAUUUUUCUGAAUAUGACCGACGACAAUGACUAUCGCAAGUAUGUGCAUUGUAUAUAA
Messenger RNA from Caenorhabditis bovis, 477 nucleotides. NCBI's taxonomy places the organism in Eukaryota, Metazoa, Nematoda, Chromadorea, Rhabditida, Rhabditidae. The record is from the annotation of a GenBank genome assembly.